Messenger RNA from Kogia breviceps (pygmy sperm whale), 1431 nucleotides. RefSeq names its product meiosis-specific protein MEI4-like. Gene Ontology annotation, cellular component: lateral element. Lineage: Eukaryota; Metazoa; Chordata; Mammalia; Artiodactyla; Physeteridae. The record is from RefSeq and is a predicted model, not a curated record. Gene Ontology annotation, biological process: spermatogenesis; meiotic DNA double-strand break formation; DNA recombination.
AUGGGAACCUCCACUCCAUCAGGCAGCAAGGAUGUUCUGAGUACACCCUUGGACCCGAGGGCGCUGCGGGGCCUUGUGGGGCACGUGGCCAGGCCCUCCCCGCCUGCUACCGGAGGGCGGAAGCCGGCGCCGGGCGGCAUUCUCACUCUGGCUGGGGAGCCGCUGCCCGGGAAUGGCGCAGAGCUCUCGCCCCCGCACCCCUCUCCCCGCCUGCACCUGGCGGGGGUGCCCUCCCUCCUCUGCAGGAGCCCAGAAGGGACAAAAGCCAGGAUAGAUGAUCAAGCAUGGUAUUUGAGAACUUCAAAGCUGGCUCUGGCCUUGGCAAUUAUCCACUCAAAACCAGCAGACAAAAGCAGCAGAGAAUACACAGGGCAUCUUGCAAGGAUGCUGUCUGGGCAGGAAUCAAAGUGGAGAGCAAAAGUCAAAGCCUUGGAAGCUGAAGUUCUGCAAUUACGUCAAAAACUUCUUCUGAGCAGGAUUUGUUCAGGAUCAUUUGAGACUGGAGGUCCAUCUUCCCAGUUGCAGGCUCAGGAACCUAGAAGUUCUGAAAACACUUCGACUCUGCUGGAAGAUUCUGGGUGCGGUUUAUCAAAUGAUCAGAGAACUGAACCUUCAGAGAUGACCGAGCAUUCUGGGGAGAGCUGCAUCUCCACCCCCUUCCCACCACUGUCCAUUGUGAACAGACCUUGUGCUCCUCUGGAAAAGCCUCUGUCUUCUCACAUGCAGUUCUUGCAACAUCUGCUUGGAUUGAAGACCUUGACCCAGUCAGAGAGUCUGAAAACAGACUCAAGCCACUUUGAAAACGCCUCUUGCACAGUAUCCGAUUCUGUUUUUCAGUUGCUGGAUGGCUUGAUCACUUUUUACCAAGAACCCAAACUUCCUGGUUCAAGCUUUUGGAUCGAAGCUGUGGAUACUUUAGCUAGACUGAUCAGUGAUUGUAACUUAUCUAAUCAUAUUCUUAAAAAGCGUUCCAAGAAGUUGGAAGAAUUUGAGAAGACCCUGCUACAGGUUAUUUUAAGGAACAGCCAUAUCAAUCGCUUUCCGGUGCAGCAUUAUGUCUCUCAGAGUCUGGUAACCCUGGGAAGUUUCAGCCUGUUGAGAAAAUCUAUAAUAUCUCUGCUUCUGUCAGAAGUAAACAGCUUCGCUGAUGAUCUGAGUGCCAUCAAUCAGGUGCAAGCCAGUUACAAUGUGACACGCUAUGAAAAUAUUUUCUGGGUUCUGGAACAACUACUUCAGAAGGAAACCAAAGAAGGCAACACUUCAAGAAUAGGGCAAGAGGAUCAAGAAAUCGAGAAAUUUCUUCAAAAGCAUGAUGAAACUAUUUUGCAACUCUCGAAUGCAUUUCCUUUAUUUACUUUUUAUUUAUGGAGACUGGGCACUCUCUUGAACUCAGCAGAGACAGGAACUGUUGAAAAUAACUCUCUUCCUUAG